AUGGCGAACGAAAAAUCAUGGCAGAGCGGGAAACCACUGAUGAAGUGCAUUAAUACCAUGCUUCAAUAUCAAGUGGCUACAGACGUUACAUUUGUUGUGGAAGAUUGCGAAAUUAAAGCCCACAAGUUUAUCCUUAUCAGCAGAAGUCCUUCAUUCGAAGCCAUGUUCAGUGGUCGUCUGCCAGAACCAAAUGAAAUCAAAAUCACGGAUGUGUCCAAAAAAACCUUCAACAUGUUUCUGAGGUACCUGUACACGGACAACAUCGCUAUCGACAUCGAUAAUGUGGCGGACAUUCUUAAAGUCGCAGACAAAUAUCUAGUCGACAUAUUGACAGAGAAAUGUCAUGCUUAUGUCAAAGAACAUCUUAAUCCUGACAACGUUUGUCUUAUGAAAGAACGAUGCCAUGCAUUUCCUAACGAAAAGUUGUUAUCAGAAUGUCGUCGUAUCGAGGAAGAAGCGGCCUGCGCUAUUCUUGAAUCCACGGGUUUCACAGAACUCUGCAAGGAUUGUGUUAAGGAGAUGAUUUCCUCUGACUGUCUCCCUGUAGAUGAACAUUUUGUUUUCGAAGCUGUGAUUCGGUGGGCUGAAGAAGAGUGUAGGAUGAAAGGCGUUGAAUUGACAGAUGAAAACAGAAGAAAGUAUUCAUAUGACCUCUUCGAUCAUAUCCGAUUUCCGAUCAUGAAUGUUGGCUACUUUUGUAAAACGCUGUUCAAUAUGUCAGUUCUGAGCGAUAGCGAGCUGGUAAAAUUACACAGAUACAUCCAUAAACAAGAAUCCUGGAAGCAGACGCGGUCAACUCCGGGACAGGCUGAUCAGGGAGUGUGUGAUACAAUCAAACAUCCAAUCGUUGGUCGGUCAACACAGUCAACCGAUGAAUCGUGCAGCCAAAGAUUUCAAAGUAUGAAUAAUACAGGUGAAGCAAGUCAAGUAACAGACGCCACAGAUGAUCUAAGCGCCUGCUUAUGCGGCUUUAAAUGUACGGAACGUGUACGCUACCGUAAGGGCAAGUAUACAGUUGUUUGUCGUCAGUUACCAGCGAAAAGUAGAUAUAAUAGUGUUCUUGGUACCAGCACCCAAAUAAUUGCUGUUAGUGAACACUUCCGAUGUUCAUCACCCAUUUAUCUUCAUGGAAUCACAACUGUUUUCAGCGGAGACCAUAUCAGCGUGAAGGUCAAUGACGAAGACGUCCGAAUCGAGUUGGCCGACGGAAAUCUGAAAACUGUAAAGUUUCGGAAAAUCAUCCAAAUUUACCCUGAAAGUGAUAAUGUCAUAUAUUUAAUGGUGGGGAACGAGGAGAAGAACCUGCUGAGAAACACGUUAUCGAAUACUAUCACAUUUGAUGGGGUAACUAUAAAAUUUACUGAUUCGGGAAACAACUCUAAUGGAUACGUGACAGGGCUAUUAUUAUCUAAAUGAUCAAUAUAUCAUCGAACAAAAAGUACAGAGAAUACAGUGACUGUUGAUAGUCAGUCUCCUAUUGUAUAAUGUAGCCAGUCUCAUAUUGGUUGAUAGAGUUAAUCUUCUGUCGCAUAAUGAAGUCAGUCUUCCAUUAAGUGAUAUA
Ylistrum balloti is the source of this 1561-nucleotide messenger RNA. RefSeq names its product BTB/POZ domain-containing protein 2-like. Gene Ontology annotation, molecular function: protein binding. Gene Ontology annotation, biological process: neurogenesis. The record is from RefSeq and is a predicted model, not a curated record. The transcript is spliced from 2 exons. Gene Ontology annotation, cellular component: cytosol. The coding region runs from base 1 to 1416 and encodes 471 amino acids. Lineage: Eukaryota; Metazoa; Mollusca; Bivalvia; Pectinida; Pectinidae.